Molecule: messenger RNA, 2462 nt
Organism: Herpailurus yagouaroundi (jaguarundi)
Lineage: Eukaryota; Metazoa; Chordata; Mammalia; Carnivora; Felidae
Gene: TROAP
Product: trophinin associated protein
Exons: 14
Coding region: 143-2380 (745 amino acids)
Source: RefSeq, a predicted model, not a curated record
ACGCGCCUCCGCGGGAGCACAGAAGAGCCAAUCAGGCGCUCGGCGUAUUUUACAAACUGGGGAAGGAGCGCCGUAGAAGCCAGAGUCAGGAAAAGGCGGAGGCAGUGUGAGUGAGCCAGAGUGGUUCCGAGUUGUAGCCGUCAUGACCACCCUCCAAGCCACAAAGGAACCUCUCCUCAGGGGUGUAUCUCCUACCCCUAGCAAGAUUCCCGUACGCUCUCAGAGACGCCAGCCUCUCCCUACAGUCAAACCCCGCGUCCUGGACCAGGAGAACCAAGAUCCAAAGAGACUGGUGCAGAAGCUCAGUAUUCAACGCUCCGUCGACUCAGCCGGCCCCAGGCCAAAAGUCACACAUCAAACGGAGAAAUCAGAAAGAUCACUGGAGAGCACUCAGCUCCGGAACCCCUUGGAGGAACUGAGGCCUAGCCCUGGGGGACAAAAUGUGGGGCCUAGGCCCCCUCCCCAGACAGAGGCUCCAGGGACCGUAGAGUUUGUGGCUGACCCUGCAGCCCUGGCCACCAUCCUGUCAGGUGAGGGGGUGAAGAGCUGUCGCCUGGGGCGCCAGCCCAGUCUGGCUCAGAGAGUACUGGUUCGAGGGAGCCAGGGAGGCACCAUCCGUAGAGGCCAGGGUGCCCGGGCCUCUGCAUAUUUAGCCCCUAGAACUCCCACCCACCGACUGGACCCUGCCAGGGCUUCCUGCUUCUCGAGGCUGGAGGGACCAGGACCCCGUGGCCGGACCUUGUGUCCCCAGAGGCUAGAGGCUCUGAUUCCACCUUCAGGACGUUCCUUUCACCCCUCUGUGCACCCCAGUUUCCAGGAGCUAAGAAGAGGGACAGGUGGCAGCAGCCGGACUUCAGGGAGCCAGACCUCAGAAUUACUCCUGGAGACUUCAGUUCAGCCUGCUCCCUCUCUCCCUGAAGGAGAACAUGAAGUUGUUACCCACUCUGAUGAAGGAGGAGGGGGCCCCCUAGGUCUGGCCCAGCGGGUACCAUUAAGAGAGAUAACCCACACCAGGGACGGCCGUGCCUCCCACCUGAUACCCUCCCCUGCCCGUGUGGUGCCACCUUCCAUCGCCCAUCCAUCACCCUUUGGACAGGCUCAGCGUGUACCCUCGCCUCGCACCUCAGCUCCAGUUUGUAUCCACAACUCCUGGGGGCUGGGCGAGGGCAGAACUCCUGCUCAGUCUAGGUUUUGUUCCUGCUUAACCAUCCUCCUCUCUCCCCAGACCUCGUAUUCAGUUUUGCGGCGUCUUGCCGUUCGCCCCAAAACCCAGUUCACACCCAUCCUGUCGGCCCCCAGAGUUCAGCAGGCCCAGUGUUUGAGUGGCCUCUCCCCUCAGUCUUGCCCUGAAGACCCUGCCCUGCCCUGGGAGCAGAUUGCAAUCCGGUUAUUUGACCAGGAGAGCUGCGUGAGUUUGCAUGAGGGUCCUGGGAAACCCGCUGUGGCAGCUCCUCAUGGACCCCACCCUGGCACAACCCCCAAGCUCCAGGAGCUGAAGAUGCAGCGCAUCAGUAUCCUGCAGCAGCUGUUGCGACAGGAGGUAGAAGGGCUCACAGGGGGCAAGUGUGUCCCCCUGAAUGGAGGCUCCUCUCUGGAUAUGGUUGAACUUCAGCCCCUGCUAGCUGAGAUGUCUAGAACUCUCAAUGCCCCAGAGAAGAAUUCAGGGGACUUACACCCUCCCGGACUGUUACAGAACCCUGGGCUACCAAAGCCCUGCCUCCCAGAGGAGUGUGGGGAACCACAGCCCUGCCCAGGAACAAAGCUGGAGAUAGCUCAGCCCUGCCCUGCAGCAGAGCCAGGGCCCCCAGAGUCCAGCCAUAGCAGGGAGCCUGGGAUACCAGAAUCCCCUGUCCAGGAACAGCCUGAGGUAUCAGAGCCCCGCCCUCCAGUAGAGCCUGGACCCCUUCAGGCAGACUCCCACGGGCAGACUGGACUCCUAGAGCCCUCCCCUAGGAUAGAGCCUGGGGCAUCAGAGGCCUGCUUCCUGGAACCUAGAAGUCCAGAGUCCAGCCCACGGCCCUGCUGCAGUCCGUGGGCACCAGCCACCACCAACCUGAUCUUCUCCUCCCAACGCCCACUCUGUGCCAGCCCCCCUAUUCACUCACUCCGGUCACUGAGGCCCCCAACAGGCCAGGCAGGCCCCAGCAACCUGGCCCCUCGAACCCUGGCUCUGAGGCAGCGCCUCAAAGCAUGUUUGACUGCCAUCCACUGCUUCCACGAGGCCCGCCUGGAUGAUGAAUGUGCCUUCUACACCAGCCGAGCCCCACCCUCAGGCCCCACCCGGGUCUGCACCAACCCUGUGGCCACAUUACUUGAAUGGCAGGACGCCCUGUGUUUUAUUCCAGUUGGUUCUGCUGCCCCACAGGACUCUCUAUCAUGAUGCGUCCACAUCCUGUCCUGCCAUGAGCCUUCCUUUUAGCCCUUAUUUAUUAUCCUUCAAUAAAGUUUCUUUUUUUAUUUUA